Molecule: messenger RNA, 5359 nt
Organism: Anolis carolinensis (green anole)
Lineage: Eukaryota; Metazoa; Chordata; Lepidosauria; Squamata; Anolidae
Gene: slc39a14
Product: solute carrier family 39 member 14
Exons: 9
Coding region: 160-1629 (489 amino acids)
Biological process (GO): zinc ion import across plasma membrane; intracellular monoatomic cation homeostasis
Cellular component (GO): plasma membrane
Molecular function (GO): monoatomic cation:bicarbonate symporter activity; zinc ion transmembrane transporter activity
Source: RefSeq, a predicted model, not a curated record
GGCUCUGAUAAUGGUGGCGCGCGAGCCUCCUCCUCGGCAGUGAGCAUGCGCAGUCUGAGCUGACCGUCACUUGGAGUCAGUCAGUGGCUUGGUGGCUCGGGUUUUGGCGGGCCUGGCUCGAAGGGAGACGCGUCAGCUGAGGCGGAGAGCAUCUUUGCCAUGUUUUGGCUUGCGGAUUGUCAAAGAUGUGUCUUAGUGCUCCAGCUCUACCUGCUAAGCUUCUCCUGCUGUGUUUGGGCCAGCAAAGAUGCCUCCUUGCCGCCUCCCCUCACAGCCGCCUCCUUCCUGCAGAACCUCUUCCUCCGCUAUGGGGAACAUGACAGCUUGACUCUGCAGCAGCUGAAAUCCCUCCUGAACCGCCUCGAUGUGGGAGUCGGACGCAGCAACAUCAGUCGCAUAGAGCAGCAGCAAAAGAAUCUCUCCUGGUGCUUCAGUUCUUCAGACCUCUUUGCCACCCACAAUCUGAGCGAAGGGUCCCACAUCGGCCAAAGUGAGUUCCAAGAAUUCUGCCCAACUAUUCUGCAACAGCUGGAGUCAAGAGCCUGCUUGGCAGAGAACCUUGAGAAUGAAGAAAAUGAGCAGACGGAAGAGGGGAAGCCAAGUUCUGCAGAAGUAUGGGGCUUUGGCUUUCUCAGUGUUUCACUGAUUAACCUGGCCUCCCUCCUUGGAGUCUUCGUCGUGCCCUGCACUGAGAAGGUUUUUUUCGCUCGAAUCCUAACUUAUUUCAUCGCGCUCUCCAUCGGGACGCUGCUCUCUAACGCACUGUUCCAGCUGAUCCCAGAGGCAUUUGGAUUCAAUCCCCAGGAAGACUAUUAUGUCUCCAAAUCUGCUGUCGUGUUUGGGGGCUUUUAUCUCUUCUUUUUCACAGAGAAGAUAUUGAAGAUGCUUCUGAAACAGAAAGACCAGCACCAUCAUGGCCACAGCCACUACAGCACAGAGACCCUCCCUUCCAAGAAGGACCAGGAGGAAGGGGUCACCGAGAAACUUCAGAACGGGGAUCUGGAUCACAUGAUUCCUAAUAAGAACAGCGAUCUGGAAUGCAAGAACCCAUCUGUCGAUGAGAAAAUGGUUAGCUCCUUGUCUGUUCAGGAUCUCCAGGCAUCACAGAGCACAUGCUAUUGGUUGAAAGGGGUGCGAUACUCUGAUAUUGGGACCUUGGCCUGGAUGAUCACUCUGAGUGAUGGCCUUCAUAAUUUCAUUGACGGUUUGGCCAUUGGUGCCUCCUUCACUGUGUCAGUCUUUCAGGGGAUCAGCACUUCUGUUGCAAUUCUCUGUGAAGAGUUUCCCCAUGAAUUAGGUGACUUUGUCAUUUUGCUGAAUGCUGGGAUGACAAUCCAGCAAGCGCUAUUCUUCAACUUCAUUUCAGCCUGCUGCUGCUACCUGGGGUUAGGCUUUGGAAUACUGGCUGGAAGUCACUUCUCCGCAAAUUGGAUUUUUGCUCUCGCUGGCGGGAUGUUUCUCUACAUUGCACUGGCUGAUAUGUUCCCAGAGAUGAACGAAGUUAGUCGGGAGGAUGAGCGGAGUGGCAGCGCUUUGAUCGCUUUUGCUAUCCAGAAUGCGGGGCUGCUCACAGGAUUCGCCAUUAUGGUCCUUCUCACCAUGUACUCAGGACAGAUCCAGAUCGGAUAGUGACACGCACCAGGCCCACCACAGGCACAUGGACUGUGUGAAGCACAGCAAUUUUUCCAGGGAUUACAGGAAAAGUGACGUUUAUUGAAACCUGCUUCAUAAACUUCUCAUCGAAUGACCUUCAGUAGCUGGUGAAGCUCCUUAAUAUAGGAUCAAGUGACCUAAGGACCCAUUUCCUUGUGAAGCCACAACCCCCCCCCCCUUCUCUUUCUCCAACAUCUUCUGCUAGACUCUAGGAAGAAAAAAAACAUCCUGCUUUCUUUUGUUGUCUUAAGGCUGUCAACUAGAGACGUUUUAAUUAUCCCAUUCAUUUGGGUCUGACAGUAAUGUGCAGAUCCCUUUUGUGAUAUAGCAGGUAUAUUUGAAAGAAGGGAGCUCUCCCUUCCCUUUCCCCUAAAUUACUGAAAAGUGAUAAUAGAGUUUUAUACGGAUUAGUUGAUUGGCUAGUUUAAUUUUAAAGCAUUUUAAAUAGUGAAUGGUCCACAAACUAAUUUUUUUUAAAUGCACGAACUGACAAAAAACUGGGUGGUAGAUAGCUUUUUGGAGAAAAAAAGUAGAAAGAAGUUGAUUCCUACAAUUCAUUUACAUAAUCUAAACACAAAUACGUCUUCCCAAUAGUUUGACCAUACAAAUGUCAGCAAUUUUUGUUGGCUGUGUAAGAGAUUUAAUUGACCUAAGCGGUUUUUUUAAUGAGGUAGCAAAAGAACAUGAAAAUGACAAAAGAAAAUGAAUCACUACAAAUAUCCUACAUGUUUGGAGGGACCUACAAAAUAGAUAUAAACCCUUUUUAGCUUCCUCUUCUCAUGUUUUUUGGAAUACUUUUUUUCUUCAUAACAGUUGGCCCUUUUUAAAUUUCUUUUGUCUUUCAAAAGAUUCAAAUGCAUGAUAGUGAAUAGCAUCUUUUCAAGAUGAACACGGUUGAUUCUGACUGCUGAUCUGGCUGGCAGACAUGAGAUAACAAGCUGUUCAUUGCAUAUUUAGUUGAGAGUUAAGUUAAGACUGAACGAAGAGGCAGGUUUGUCUCAGGGGGAUUUGUUGUAGAGUUAAGUUUCUCACUAGUCACUAGGUGAACUAAAGUAUUAUCAUAUUGAUAAUAUCAAAGCCAAUUGGUUACAUAGCCGAUGUUCCACUUUACAUAUUCUCUUUUAAGAAUUUGUGGGUUUUGUCCUUUCUCAACAAAAGGAUGUCCAGUUCUCUGAGGAAAACUGGGGAGAUACCUUUCUUUCUCUGCCAGUGUGUCUCUUGUGGCAAUGUCUAUAUGUAUCCAAAUCACUGUCCUGGUGCAUAAGGGAAUGAAUGUUGUCAUUUGCUCCCAUCCCUUUCCCCCAAAUUGCUUUGUGAUGCAGAAAAUGGCCGGAUACCUCCACUGUAUUCUUUUGGGAUGUAGGAGAGCUAAAUCCUGUGUCCAUCACAGACAUCCCAAAACAUGCUGGUAAGGUGAUAGACCCAAAUAACUCUUCCCUUCUGUCCUUUCGCUGUUUAAUAUAAUAUCCAUAAAUAGGUUCUUUUGCAUUAAAAAAGGAAGCUCACCAAAAAUCAUUAAUGACGACUGCUUCCUUCCAAUGUAAUCUCCCUUGAUGUAUCACUUUCAGAUUAUGGGAUGCUUGAAGAGCUCUGGAUCCAAUCUAUCUCCCUUUGAAGUGCACUAGAUUACUUUUGUUUGAUCAGUUGAUUAGAAAAAAAUUACACAUUAUUGACAGACCCAUAGUACAAAACUGGGUUGAAUGUAAAUACUGGAUGUCAUAUUUAUGUCCAUAUAACAAAUCUGACUUUGCUGACUCUCGCCUCUUUACAGUUAUUCACUCUGGUGGUGUCAAAAGUAGCUAAAAAUUGUUGAACAUCCGGCAGUGAGGCAGAAUCAGACAGGCCUAGUGUUUUUCAGAUUGUUAAUGAAAACACCAUUAGGAAAAAAGGCAAUGGAAGUAGUCUUCUUAGUCAUGGAAAACAGUCUUACGGAUCCUGUUCCAAAUUGGGAUUAAAAGUAGUAAAAGAGAUAAAGCCUUCCCUAACCUUGAGGUCAAGUCCCCUCGUACCUCUUCUUUAUUUCUUACAACCAGUUGUGCAAUGGGGUCAUCUCAUCCAGUCUUCAUUUUGAUGCUUGUCAUCAUGUUCUCAAGACAAGAGAAAUUGUAAUCUUUCUUUUAAAAGGAUCCCAAAGAGAUGGGUUAAAAAAAUGAUACUGAUAUUUCUGAGUUGCCAUAAACAACUGAACACUUUUGGUUUUCUCAAAGUACAACACUAAUGUCUUUACAGGCUGAGAUAUAGUUAAAGAUGGCCUCUUGCUAUAAAAUACUGUUUGGACAUUUCACGACAUGCAUAGAAAAUUGAAACUCUAAGAAUGUCCAAAAAGCUUGUCUGCUUAAAGUACUUUACAGGGGACCUUUAUAGUGAUAUUAAUUUCUUAUUUCCAUAAUAAGUGGAGUACGGAUAUGAGUUUUCCUAACAAGUUGCAUUACUAAAGGCCACACUGCCCUUAGAGAACCCUUACAAGUAUUGACUCUACAUUCAUUUAUACUAUAACAAUUGCACUAAAAUCGUUGCUAGAAUGAGUAGAAUUACAGUUGUAUAUAGUAGAAAUUUUAAUGUUUAAUUCUCUACUAUUAGUAACCCUAGUAACCAUUUUAAACAACUAGUCUUAGCAUUUUGCAAUAGACUUGCAUGGCAAUAUCAUUUUUGGUUGUUGGCUGGAAUCAGCUGAUGUUUUAUUCAAUAAUGACCAUGAUCUUUCUGAUGCCACCCCAUUAUCAUUUUAAUGCACCUUAAGUACAUUCACGUUAAUUACAGAAAAAUAUUUUUGACCUUUACCUACCUAAUUGAGGGUCUGGCAUAAAUUAUGAAACUCUCAUGUUAAUAUUUUGGUGGCAUUUCCAUGGCUGUUCUCAUGGUUGGCACGUUGAUAAAUAUACCAAAAUUAAGAUAAUUCCUUGCUUCUGUAAAGAAUGGAACUGAAAAGUUGAGUUCAAGUUUUACAGUAUGUUUUGGACUUGAGUGCAAAUUGGUGGAGUAUAUUUUUUUUCAUUCAGAUGUUAAGAUUAAUAGAAUUUUCCCAGAAUAGUAGCAGAAGGUGACUCUCUGGCCAGUAAAAUAGCUUUUUCUCAAUGCUGAUGAAGCCAAAUUGUUUGCUGUGUUUUGGAGUUAGAAGUAAGUUGGAGAGCAAUCCAAUUUUUUUUAAUUGGAUAAGACCCCAAUCUCUUACUCACCAAGUUAUAUAGAUUUUUGAGACCAAGAAUUCUCACUCUAGUCUGACACUAGAAAAGCAUAUGGAAGCAGUUGUGACAUCACCUAUGCAUUUCAUGUGCAGCCUUGUUCUAUGCCUAUACGUGUUUGUCAGAAGCAAAUUCCAUUAACAUUUUUGGGCUUACUUUCAGGGUAGUUGCAUAGAACUGCAACCUUUACAUUUAUAGAAUGUAAAGAAGCUGUUGAUAUGGCAAAUAUUAUUUUAGAGCGUGCCCAGAGAAGCUAAGAUCUCCCUCGCUGGUACUAGAUGUUUUAACUUUCGCAGGAAGAGAUUUAGAGGGGAGACUGCAAAACUGACCAAACCUUGAACAAGCUUUGAUUUUUAUUUGUAUUUUUAAUAUGUCUGCUUUUUAGAAGAUUAUUUUCCAUCUCAGUAUUGGAAUAACUCAGGUGUUGUAAGAAAACUUCUUGAAACAAAGAAUAUAACUUAUGUCUUGUGACUUGUAAAGUUAUUUGUAAAAUUCCAAAAAAUAAACUUUAUUCUGUAAUGGCA